AUGACAUCAAAUAUUUCUGAUUUUUCUUCUUUUUUUCCUUCUAUUAAAUGGAUUUAUGUUGAUGGAACAAAUUCAAAUUGUUGUGCUAUUAUAUCUGAAUGGAUUUUUCAUUCAAAAAUUCUUCGUUUUGUUAAUUUAAAGAAGAUUAUUCUUAAACAAUGUUAUUUAACGAUAAAAUUGAUUGAAAACUUAUCAUUUCUUAUUCAAUAUCAAUUGGAUGUAUUCAUUUUUACGUUUGAUGAAGAUAUAUUUGAAUUGAUUCGUUAUGAAAGAAGAUCUCGAAUAAUUCAUCAUAAUGAAGAUUCAAAAUUUAUGUUUAUGUCCAAAAAAUUUCUACGUGAAUUGUUUUCUGAUAAAUGUCAGUUAACAUCUCUUGAACUUAAUAUACCAAAUGAUCAUAAUUAUAAUGGUAUUCAUGAAUGUCUUUCAAUAAACAAUCCAGUUAUUAUUUAUUGUAUCACUCUUCGUCAUUUACAUAUUCAUUUAAUUUAUGGUUAUUUUCUUGAAAACAUUAUUACAUAUGUACCUGCUCUUCAAACUCUUUCAGUUACAUUCAAAGAUUCGUUAAUGCAAAAACGGUUAUACGAGCCGAAGAUGAAACGAUUCAUAUCAAUUAAUUUCAAUUGGUAUGAAAAGAUGCCAAAAUUAAAAUCUUUCAGUUUAAAAAGUACUAUAUUGAAUAAAUGGGAAUUAAAUUAUUUAAAAUGGAUAAUUAAUAAUGUAUAUCACGUUGAAAAGUUAAAAAUUCGUUUAGUUAUAAAAAAUGAAACGAAUGAAAAUAAUUUUAUUAAUAUAAAUUAUCUUCGUAAAAAUAUAAUGCCUGAUAUAUUAA
This is a messenger RNA of Rotaria sp. Silwood2, 832 nucleotides long. The record is from the annotation of a GenBank genome assembly. NCBI's taxonomy places the organism in Eukaryota, Metazoa, Rotifera, Eurotatoria, Philodinida, Philodinidae.